GUCCGUGUUACUAGGCAACGGCGACCUGCUCAUGGCUAGCUUGUGUUGUACGUGUGCUAGCUAGGCUAGGUGACCUGGUCCCGUGGACACAAACAUGGACGCUGAUGAUCUGGACCUGGACCUGGACCUGGACAAACUUCUGGACGAAGUGGAAGAAAAGUUCUGUCGCCAUGUUUCUGUCGCGUCGUCAGCUCGAGGACACGCGGACACGCGCGAGGAGGUGGGGCAGAAGAGGCACACGCGCAGUGUCCAGAAAAACAGCAUCAGCGAGGACAUUGACGCCCUGCUGGAAGAUCUGCUCGACGACCAGCAGCACAGGGACACAGCUCAACCGAAGAGGGAACAGAUUCCAGGAGAGAAGAAGCCGUUGUCUCAGUCUGGAUGGAGAAGGUGCUGUCCCGUCUUCAUCGGCGGAAGUUCACUCACUAACGGUGUUGGAACAGCCACAACCAAGAGGUCAUGUGACCAGUUGAGGUGUGUAUCCUGUGACUUCGGGGUGCUGAUGUUUGACGACUGCGAGUGGGAAGCAUCCUGUGAUUACCUGUUCUUCAGAAACAACAUUCCGGACCGUCAGAAGCUCCAAACCAAACUGAAGAGGAAGAGAGGUUUCCGGGCAUACGCCUGCCAGUGCAGCUGGUUCUCCUCCUCCUCCUCCUCCUCCUCCUCCUCCUCCUCCUCCUCCUCCUCUGAGCUGACAGAGCUCAGGCUCCAGCCUCAGCUCAGAUGGGUCUGUGGAAAACACCAGGACUGACGUUCACUCCUUCUGGAACCAGUGAUGUCACAGACGGGACAGCUGAGGGAAAGUCGCUGAUAAACCGUAAUAGGACGGAAAAGGGGCACGACCUGAGGGUGGCGCUGUAGCCACUCCCAAAACCAGAACCUCCAACUUCCACAGGAAACUCGGCUGCGUCCAUGUGUUUGUGAGGUCGCUGUGACCUGAGCAAACAAAGGACGUCACGUCCCAUUUUUCAUGGAAAUGAUCACUUUUUUAGGGACGGCACAAUAUUCUGUGUCUGAUAUUAACAAAUCAUUUACACAUGAUUCAGCUGGCUUUAAAAAUGUACACACACACACACACACACACACACACACUGUGAUCCGUGAUGGUGAGUUUGACUUCUGUAUUUAACACAAAUUGUUGUUUUAGCUGAAAGUAAUAAUAAUGUAAUAUCUGAUUAUGAUACAAGUUAGAUAUUAUUUCUUUAAAUUAAAGUGAGAUUGUCUUUGUGGUGGAAAAACAC
This is a messenger RNA of Solea solea (common sole), 1241 nucleotides long. RefSeq names its product cilia and flagella associated protein 418 (gene cfap418). The record is from RefSeq and is a predicted model, not a curated record. The coding region runs from base 95 to 751 and encodes 218 amino acids. Gene Ontology annotation, cellular component: cytosol. The transcript has 6 exons. Lineage: Eukaryota; Metazoa; Chordata; Actinopteri; Pleuronectiformes; Soleidae.